Messenger RNA from Dendronephthya gigantea, 1146 nucleotides. Its product is annotated as piggyBac transposable element-derived protein 4-like. NCBI's taxonomy places the organism in Eukaryota, Metazoa, Cnidaria, Anthozoa, Malacalcyonacea, Nephtheidae. The transcript is spliced from 3 exons. Bases 1 to 1146 code for a protein of 381 amino acids. The record is from RefSeq and is a predicted model, not a curated record.
AUGGCUUCUACGAGUGCUGCCAAUGUCGAUGUUGUUUUUGACUCUCUUAUGGAAGCUGAUGACUCCAGUGACAACGGAAUGUCCUCGGACGAAGAAGAAUAUUUGAAUCUGGUAAUGGAAGUUGUUUCUGGGGCCUCAAGUGAUGAAGAUAUUGACCCAGCUGCUGCUGUAUUGGAUAAUCAGGGAAGUGUUAGUUCUGAUGAUUCUUGGGAGCCACAAUCCCCUGUUAGAAAAAGGUCCAAGGGUCCUAUAGUGCAUGAGGGAUUUGAUGAUCCUGACAGUAGGAAUGUUCUGCCAGCUUUUGCCCCUCACCGACCUGUCGGGAUCCAACUCGAGCAAGCUUUCACCAGAGGCAUGCACCGUGAGAUUGAGUUCUUUCGACUCUUUUUCACAAGGGAAAUGCUUCAGGAGGUAGUUACCCAUACCAAUUCUUAUGCCCACAUCAAGACUGCCCAAAAACCAUCCUCAUAUACCAAUAAAGAAGGGGUUUGGACGCCCACCAACCUUGAGGAGAUCGAGAGGUUGAUAGCCUUUUUAGUGUAUGCAGGAUUGGUAAAGGUUGACGGUGACAUUGAAAACUACUGGAGUAUAAAGACCUUAUAUCAUGGUCUGUGGGCAAGAGAAAUCAUUUCUCGACUGAGGUAUAAGUCCCUGAUGGCUUUUCUGCAUGUGGUGGACCCUGUCACCGAAGACCCCAGCAAUAAACUGCGUAAGGUAGAGUCUUUUGUUCAGUCUUUUAGAGAGAGAUGUGAACAACUGUACCAGCCUUCUCAGAAUAUUGCUGUUGACGAACGCAUGGUCAAGUCAAGGAAUAGGUCGGGGAUUAGGCAGUUCAUGAAGGAUAAGCCAACUAAGUGGGGGAUUAAAUUGUGGGUUGCCGCGGACAGUUCUAACGGUUAUACUUGUAACUUCGAAAUUUAUACAGGGAAGAAGGCCACAGGCUCUUCUGAGCAUGGAUUGGGUUAUGAUGUGGUGAUCCGUCUUUUAGAUAAGUAUUUUGAUCAGGGUUACCAUGUUUAUUUUGAUAACUUUUACACUUCCCACCAAUUAGUUAGGAACUUAUUCUUGCAUGGUACUCCUUCCACGGGCACAGUCAGAAUAAAUAGGGUAGGAUUCCCACAGUGUCUAAAAGACGUAAAAGCCUGA